AAUGUGGAUGUCACAUUUCGGAAGGCGCCUCCGUGUCUUCUACUAAAUGUGAAGAUCUUCUAUUUUGAUAUGGUGACUGGCAGCACGGUGAAGAAAAUGAGCAAAUUCGACAUAAACGAUACCGUCACACUGAAACUUGAAGAUGGAACUGUGCAACGCUAUCAAAUUUUUGGCUUUGUGUUGCAUGGUGGUGACCAUGCAUCCUCCGGGCACUACGUUUGGGCUUGCGAAAUGGCUGAUCGGUGGGCCGUAUUCAACGACGAGGAAGUCGAAUUCGUUGAUUUGGAGAAUAUUCUAUCCCCUUCAAACUUAAGUCCGUAUAUUCUAGUUUAUACUUUGCAAAAGAACUAA
This is a messenger RNA of Rodentolepis nana, 351 nucleotides long. Lineage: Eukaryota; Metazoa; Platyhelminthes; Cestoda; Cyclophyllidea; Hymenolepididae. The record is from the annotation of a GenBank genome assembly.